GUAUGGAAUGUUCUCGUGUUAGUGCGGCACGUUUAGCAGCCACAGUGAGGCGCAACUUCAGCGAAGGCAGCGACUGGAACGACGACAACGGAGCCAGCGGCCGUUUGGCUGAGCUUUUCUGGGUUUUGGGCAAAAGAAACAUAGGGUGCUAAAAUGACGAGAGGUAACCAGCGUGAGCUUGCACGGCAGAAAAAUGCCAAAAAGCAUACUGAACAGAGCAAAGGGAAGCGGAACGAGGAUGGUCUUUCAGCUGCUGCAAGAAAACAACGGGAUGCUGAAAUCAUGCAACAGAAGCAGAAAAAAGCAAACGAAACAACAAAAGAAGGCACAAAGUCCAAGUGAAAAAUGAAAUGGAAGAAGAAUUUAACUCACCGUUUUGAGAACAUCACUUGUUCGGCAUUAUUUCCUGAUAUUUAUAAGAAUGGGUCUGUGAGUUUGGUCUCAAAUCAAACUCAAAAAUCCAGGAUCUACCAAUCUUCCUGUGGCAAAAGAUUGCUUGUUAGAUUUAUUCUACAUGGUUAAAUUAUAAUGUUUGGGUUAAGCCUUCCCCCAGGCCGGUGCUACGUGCAGAGCACCAUCAGUGGUGUAAGCAGGAUGAGGUGGAACAACUCUUGAUGUAAAGCAUCUGUGUAACAGUUGUGUAUUUUUGUACAAAAAGUGUCCCUUUCUGGUUUCAAAUAAAGUGUAUCUUUUUA
Messenger RNA from Girardinichthys multiradiatus, 695 nucleotides. Its product is annotated as small EDRK-rich factor 2-like. Lineage: Eukaryota; Metazoa; Chordata; Actinopteri; Cyprinodontiformes; Goodeidae. The coding region runs from base 154 to 342 and encodes 62 amino acids. The transcript has 3 exons. The record is from RefSeq and is a predicted model, not a curated record.